Molecule: messenger RNA, 2728 nt
Organism: Vitrella brassicaformis
Lineage: Eukaryota; Vitrellaceae
Source: the annotation of a GenBank genome assembly
GAGCUUUGCCUGAUCGUCGCGCAUCGGUAGCAUUUCUCCCCCCUUGCCUGAGAUAAUGGCCCCAUUGCCCAGCAGACGUCUCAUCCACUCGAAGGCGUCAGCGCUUUCGUGUUUCCUCUUCCUCGCCUGCAUCAGUGCUAAGACGGCAGCAGUCUCUUCUGCUGCUGAAUGGAUUCCCGCCACAUGUGCCUUGUACUCAUUGCAAGGGGGCUUCACUGUCCUCAUUUCGACGCGCAUUCCUGAAGAUCAUGGAGUCUGUCUGCGGGACAGUCACCCAGCCAGGCCACAGCCGCGCGAAACCCCGAAUGCUGAGGCCAUCUCUAUUGCAAACAACGACGGCUUGGAGAAACGGGCCGCAGAGUUCGCUCGAUGGGUGAGGGACAGACAUGCUCUUGAUCCACCAGCCCACAUAUCCUUCCCAAACAGGUGACACCCUCGACCACACAUCUGCACCUCACAGUCUUUCCUUUCCUCUCCUUCAGGUUGUUUUCCGUCCGGGGCCACGCGCCACGGGAGGAGCAUCUGGUGCAGGAGGCCCUCGGAGAAGCCGGAUGGCGAAAGGCGUACCAGUAAGAAAAGACACACGGCGCCUGCUUGAUGGCAACUGGGAGUGUACAUUCCUGUCAUCACUAAUCACAAUCAGGUCUGAGGAGGCAUCACUCUUGUGGCUGCAGCCGGCUGUGCUGAAUGAUUCGAUUUAUCGACAAAUAAUGCCAUUCCCAGAAAACGAACGUGUGCUACGGCUCAUCGGCGAUAGGCGACAAGAACGCCAUGGCGGCGAACAUUGCUGCUUUCAAUCUGACAUACAUGAACGGGGUCUGCAGACACGAAUGGAUACCCACACGCGCAUAAUGGUGUGAUCUUGUUGUGCAGUCGCUGCCGGCAUUUCUGCCAAAGGAUCUUCCAGGUCAGCCAAACGAUCGCAUGAACAACGAGACCACCAGACGGGUUUCUUGCCUGACUGCCAUAUCAGAUUCUCUCGAGACGCUUCAGCGGAUUGAGAACGAGAGCAUCGCCACAGGACUCGCCGCACCGUGGUAUAUGGUCAGGAGACAGAGCAGCCACAGGGGCCGCAACAUCUAUGCCACCAACUCCACACAACGCAUCGCAGAGAUCAUGGGUCACCCACACAACCAGCCAUCUCACGCCGUGUGUAUGUGUCUCUUUUUUUUUGUCUGUCUCCGUUCGCUGAGGCGAGCGACUUUGUGGCGAGCGAAUACAUCCGCCCCCACCUGAUCGGGGGCUACAAAUGGCAUCUGCGGCUGCAUGUGGUGGUGGUCAGCUGGGAUCCCCUGAGGCUAUUUCUCAGUGAGAGGGACGGCCUUGUGCUCAUCGCCACCAAGCCAUUCUCCUUCAGCUCAGAAGAUCCACGUAUGGCAGCCUACUCAUCUAGCACACAUGUGUCUCUCCUGUAACAUUGGUGUGUGUUUGUGCAGUGGUUCACCUGACGAAUGCAGACGUGCAAGCAGAGUCAAAUGGGCCGACUUACUUUCAGACUCCGCUUCGAUUUGUCCACAAUCUCGCGUAUCUGAGCUUGAUUUUCACCAACGACCAGCUGAACAUCAUAUGGAGACGGAUACGGGUCAGCUGGUGACAAUGGAGACCACCGCUUGGCUUCCCAUGCUGUUGCUGCGGCUUGCAGGAGGUGAUAAUGUGGGCUUUUCUUUCCGUUGAAGUCCCCCUGCACUACCAUGUCCACGCAGGAAUGGCCCACCCUGACAGCUGCUUUGAGUACUUCGGUGUCGACGUCAUUCUGACCCCCCAGCUGCGGCCCUACCUGCUAGAAGUGAACAGGUUUGCAGCCACAGCGUACAAGACCCAUGUGGAAAAGGCAGUCAAGAAGGCUGUCCUAGUGGGGAUGUUCUGUCUGGUGGGCGUGAGGUGCGGCUCGCUGAGAGACACGGAGGAGAUGAUGCUGCGGACACGAUUACCUGAAGACAUUUAUCUCGCCCUGGCGGGCACCUCAUUAUCCAUCACCGCCCCGCAGCUGCCGUUGAUGCCAUGGAUAAGGGGAGACGUGGGCUACUUUGCGACUCGAGAAGAAGAGGUGGACGCAGCCUUGUUCAGUGGGGAGAAUGGUAAUGGUUGGAAUGACAUGAGUGGCGACAGUUUGGAGCACAUGUUUCGGGCUGUUCUGGAGUAUGAGCGAGACAUCGUCAGAAGGUAUACACGCGCUUACACACAGGCAGGUAAGCAGGCAUCAAACGUCGUGUGUCUUCAUCCAGUGAGAAGACUGGUCUGAGAUUGAUUUACCCGACCAUUGAGACGCUGUCCAUCCAACACAGGUUGGCGCAUCCACCGCACAGCACAGCACGUCCCACCUACGACCGCUCCUGUGUGUGGUGCGUGUCUCUCUCUCCUGUGGGUGCAGGUUGAUGGAUUCAAUAGAUUUCCCCACCUCCUAUGGGCACAUUGCGUUGCGCAACUGGCUGGAAUGGCGACGAAGGCGGAGACACAGCCACCAAGAAGCGAGCCAGGGUGUCAGAGCGUGAAUUGGGUGUCACGUGAUCCUUCUUUAUUGGGAACAUACGGGGCCCCUCGGUGUGAGAACACGUGAAGGUCUGUGUGUGUCGCUCUUGCAUGUCCACUGCCUGGCUCCCUUCGUUGAUAAAUUGGGGUGGUCCCCACUCAUUCGUCAAGGUGUCAGACUGUAUGUGUGUGUGUGUGUGUGUCUGUGUUGAGCUUAAGAAAGGAAUAACGUUGACCCACACAUGAGUGCAUUCAACAC